Molecule: messenger RNA, 1634 nt
Organism: Symsagittifera roscoffensis
Lineage: Eukaryota; Metazoa; Xenacoelomorpha; Acoela; Convolutidae
Product: MFS-type transporter SLC18B1-like
Exons: 4
Coding region: 196-1605 (469 amino acids)
Biological process (GO): transmembrane transport
Molecular function (GO): transmembrane transporter activity
Source: RefSeq, a predicted model, not a curated record
GUGGCCAUGUGCACCUAACGCUUAAGAACUCAGCAUUACAUACCAUCAUAAGAGGCCUGGCUCGUUAUCACUAAGUUACGAUAUGGCAAGUACAAACUACACUGCCAUAACCUGUCCAGUAUAUCAAUUUCCUGUCCUCAGAAUUAAAUCUUGAAUAAUUUUGUUUGUUAACGCGACUCAAAACCCGUACUAGUUAUGUUAAGUGACAGUAGUAGCUCGAUUUCGUCGAUUGAGUUCGUCCAUGAAAUUGAAGAGCCGCCGAUGGAACAACAGGCCCAGAUGAGACCCUUGAUACAGGAGAACCAUCGCAUACUUCUCCCGAGUUUUGUUAGUUACUCGUCGUCUUCGUCUUCUUUGCCACUGUGGCAAAAAAGACUGGUUGUUGCAAUCUGCAGUAUGGUGCUGGCGCUCGAGGGGGUCAAUUUGUCGCUCGCAGGACCAUUCUUCCCAGAAAAGGCCAAAGACAAAAAGAUGUCGCAGACUCAGAUCGGCUUCGUGAUUGGCUCUUUUGAUCUGGCCAAUCUGCUGUUCUCUUUUGUGGUCGCCACUUUGGUCUCCCCUCUCAACCUCAAAUUCUUCAACUGUGUCGGCAUCCUCUUCAGCUCAGUCGGCAUCGGGUGCUUCGCUCUUUCCAGCGAAGGACCGAACGGAGACGCUUACUUCUGGUCGGCUUUGGCUUCAAGAGGUGUGAAUGGAGUCGCCGCCUCGCUGCUCUACGGGACAACGAUGCCAAUCGCCACGCACGUUUUUCCCGAAAAAUCCUCCCUCGUGACAACAAUAAUUCAAGUUUCUAUGGGCCUCGGAACCAUAAUCGGACCACCACUGGGAAGUUUACUAAUUCCUGUGUGGGGAUUUAAGACUCCGUUUUUGUUCACUUCAAUGUGUGAAAUUACUUUAUUCAUACUUGCUGUCAAAUUUUUGCCCAGCCGAAAUGUUUCAAACAGAGCAAAAGUGGAUAAUACUGAUUAUUUCCAAUUCUUCUUCAAUUUUAGCACUUUGAGCGUCCUUAUUCCCACAUCUUGCCUGUUUUUCACUUCAGGACUACGCGAUACAGCUUAUGCGUUGUAUUUCCAAAAGACUCUGGAACUUAAAACGACUACAAUUGGAUACUUUUUCAUAGCACCCUCAGUUUCUUACAUUCUCUCCGGGCCAAUAAUUGGAGCUUUAGUUGGCAAAGGUUAUUCCGGAUUUAUCAGUGCCGGAGUUAAUUUUCUUGGACUUCUUACAACAUGCAUGCUAUUUGUUCCAAGAUUCAUUCCUGCAUUUGAGAACAUUCCGUGGGCUGCAAUGGUUUUACUUUUAAAUGGGUUGAUGUUUUCGGCAAUUUUUAACCCAACUUAUUUAAUUCUUGAGAAGGUGGCGUGCAAUCAAGGCUUUUCAGAUUCGCAACAACGAAAAACCCUGGCGGCGUCCAGUUUCAACCUCAUAGCUGCUUCUGGCAGGACCAUAGGUGCUUAUGGAUUGGGAGGGUUCAUAAAUGACUAUCUGGGAUUUUACAACACCUAUUUCAUUUACGGAGCAAUUUUAGCCAUAACUUCACUUUGGAGCUUCACUUUUCUAUUAAGAGGAAAAUUUCUGCAGCCCAUUUACUACACAGUUUCCUAAUACUGCUUAUAAUGUGAACAAUAUUUCCA